Messenger RNA from Ilex paraguariensis (yerba mate), 657 nucleotides. Lineage: Eukaryota; Viridiplantae; Streptophyta; Magnoliopsida; Aquifoliales; Aquifoliaceae. The record is from the annotation of a GenBank genome assembly.
AUGGUUUCUCUGCGCUUCCCGUUCUUGUUUUCUCAGCCCUCAAAGCAACCACCCACCACCGCCUCCAAUGUGUCCUCCCGCUCCUUCUCCGCCUCUGUCAUCGCGUGCUCAGUUGCCGUCGCCGGUGCCGUAAUCACUGCUGGUGUGGGCAUAUCCCAGAACCCGACAAACCCUUUUCUCCAAAAUGCAUUGAGUUUCUUGCUCUCUAAUUUCUCGCCAAACAACAAAAACUCCUCUCCCAUGUGGGGUUCUCUUUCUCUUUCCGAUAACCCACCUCCGGUUACUGAAUCCAAGACCGGAAUGUCGUUUCCGUCAAUUCUGAAACAGUCGCAGCGACUUCUUGGAGUUGGGUUGCGGAAAAAGGCCGUAUUGGGGUUAAAGAACAUCGAUGUCUACGCUUUCGGUGUUUAUGCCGAUGACAGUGAUAUAAAGAAAUUUCUGAGUGAGAAAUAUGGAACAAUAUCAGUUUCUGAAUUGAAGGAAAACAAAGAGUUCAAUAAAGAUCUUAUGGAAAGUGAUAUCUGCAUGACUGUCAGGCUUCAAAUAGUUUAUGGCAGAUUAAGCAUUCGGUCUGUACGAAGUGCUUUCGAAGAAUCAGUAGGCAGCAGACUACAAAAGUUCGGGGGAUCCGAUAAUAAAGAAUUGUUACAAAGGUAA